GAUAUGUCACCAUCACGCUGUGACGUGCGUCUACCUGAUCCCGACUCCCGCCCCCACAAUCAAUAAGAUGUCUUCAAGGCCAACGAAACGAUCUCGUACUGGAGAUAUACCCCCAUUCGGUGCACCUUCCGACCUCGAGACUGCUAUCUUCCAAGUCAACGAACCCUCUUCCCGCACUCUUCCUCUUACAACUGUACCUACUCUAGUCACAUUUUGUGAUUGGCGAUUCGUGUCUUGCUUCAAGAGACUUCGAGAACAUAAUUCUCUAUGGGAGAGUCGUAUAUCCCAUCAGCUUCAACUUCUUCCGGACUCUGUUCUGCCUCGACUAUUUACCCUUCUCAAGAAGUCGCAUCCAGGAUUUCUUCCACAUGAGAUCAUCGUCACCUACUUCCUGCGUGGUUUCAACCUUUCUCUAUCUUCCGACUCACUGCCAGGUGCAAAUAGAGGGACAGUCUUGGCCAUUCCGCGACUCAACCCUCAGGUCCGCGAACUUAAUCUAUCCGGAUUCAGCAAACUUGGCGAUGAUGUGUUCGCCAAGGUUGUUGCCCAGUUACAUUCCCUGAGAUCGCUCGUUUUACGAAAUUGCACUAAAGUAGGACCAAAAACGAUCACCGCUAUCGCCAAAUCUUGCCCAGAAAUCCGAAGUUUAAAUCUCAGUGAAACGUCAGUUUCGCCUGUUGCUAUAGCUGAGUUACUCGUGGCUCAUGGAAAACAACUUGAGGUGCUGAAAAUUGCAGGCUUACAACGUUGGACGGAUGCUACCUUCAUGGCUCAAUUGCACCCAUACUUAAUCGAGCAGCAAGUAAGCAUGCCGAAGCUACAAACCCUCAAGCUGCGUGGUCUGCAAUUAGCCGAUUCAUCCAUAGACUUCCUCGUAUCGCUAUCCCCGAAUUUAAGACGUUUGGAUAUAUCCUUCACCGCUACCAAACGCCCAAUUCUGUUCACCUCUCGCCGAGAUGUUUUCAGUGUUUGCGCUCAUCUUUCAGCACCACCGCUUGAAAAAUUGUCUCUUACAUCAACUCCAGUAGCUAUUUCAGAACUCCUCCAGACCAUUACCUCAUUCUCCAAUUUGCAAACUCUAUCACUUGGUGCUCUCGGAGCCGCAGGGUCAAUGGGCGUUGCUUCCGCAACAACUUUGAACGACGCCACACUUCCGAAGCUGACAAGUGCAUUACAAUCUUUCCCAAAUCUACGCUCUGUAAACCUCGUGUCCAAUACCAGGUUGUCAAAAGCUUCAUUGUUUGGUUUCAUACAACGAGUUGGGAGAAAAUGUCUAUACUUGAACUUGGCCGGAAUUACAACCAUGCGAUCUGAUGCAUUGGCAGCGCUUCUUCCUAUGGAUGGAACACAUCCAGCAUUGGAGACGUUAGUUCUCAACAACACCAGUAUAGGAGAUGAUUCUGGGGCUUACAUUGCCUGCUGUUGCGAUCUCGUCAGACUUGAGGUGGAAGGAACAAAGUUUACGAGUGAGGGUCUAUUUCCUAUUAUCGAUGCGUGUUCGAAAUUACAAGUCCUAAACCUCACGAGCUGCAGAGGGGUCCGAAUUGCAGAUCGCAGGCGAUUUUUCGAAGUUUGGCAAUCUCAACAAAGCUACGCAAAUUGAGAACCUCUGUGCAACGACUCUCUCCAAUCCCUUAUUUCCU
Molecule: messenger RNA, 1643 nt
Organism: Lentinula edodes (shiitake mushroom)
Lineage: Eukaryota; Fungi; Basidiomycota; Agaricomycetes; Agaricales; Omphalotaceae
Exons: 7
Coding region: 68-1603 (511 amino acids)
Biological process (GO): SCF-dependent proteasomal ubiquitin-dependent protein catabolic process
Cellular component (GO): SCF ubiquitin ligase complex
Source: RefSeq, a predicted model, not a curated record